UCUGUUAUGUUGACCCUGUCUAUAAUAUAGAACAAACUGAAGUGUUUAGAUUCACUGUUAGAGAUGAAGACAGUAAGAUGGGGGCGAGCAAUGUCCUAAGAUGCCCCCCGCACAGCCUCCGUGAUGAUAUGUUGAAAUCCGCGUCUUGUCAUGUUCAAGAUGUCCCGCAAACUGAAUGUUAUGGGGGGUUAGGCUUUGCACGUGGAGUCGCCUCAUGCCAGAGGUACACAUUUCCUCUGAAUUCAGUUACGAGGGAGAGGAGUCCGCGGCUGGGGACUUUUGUUUCACCUCAGAAUCAGACAUCGUUAUAAAAGUUGUCCUGCUCGUCGUUGUAAAGCCUGGAGUGCUUGAGUGUUUUGAUACCGGCAAGCAUUGUGUCGCGUUCGCGCGCACGUUCUUGUGGGAGGGGCUUAACUUGCGCAAGGGCGUGAUGUCAGAAGUUUCAAAUCGCCAUCUUAGAUGGGUCAAAUCGCCAUCUUGCUUAGGUAAUCCUGCCCACGUCACCUUUAAAGCGACACUUGAUACCGUAAUAAAACAUUUUAAUAUCUUUUGUGAUGAUACAUCGACUUACAACUAGUUGAAGGACCCCUCUGUCACGGCCUGAGGGCGUCAGUAUUGCUUUCACUUGGACUAAGCAACUGCGAGGAGGAUGGUAGGAACCCUGCACACUAAACAACAAAUGUGCGGACUGCUUUACGGCAAGCGUCACUUCCCCCUUUCGUUACAAGGACAGAACUCCAGGUGCCGCAAACAUGGCAGAAGGUGGACAACAGAGAAAGAAGCCUAAAGUGUUGUCUGAGGAGACAAAAAAAAGAAAAAGAGAGGCUACUCGGAUAAAAGCACAGUCCAGGAUAAACAUUGGCCCGGCUUUCACUCGCUGGCGUGAGCUGAAAGAUGAGGAGGGAUUUCCGACAGAUGCUGCCUUGGCUCUGUUCCUGCUGGACAAUGCGCACUUCAGCGACGAUGACUACGUUUCUCCAAGCCCAGGACAGAGUCAGAGACGUGUGUUGAAGAGUGCUGCUGUCCCUGCAUCGCUGCAGGCAGUGCCUUCUGUGAUCAACACUGAUUCCCUCAGCACGCGGCUGCCGUCGCAGCCUCGUGUGAGGAACAAAGCCACGCAGACCGGACCCAACACGCCUCCUGUGUCCCAUCAGUCAGCCUUCCAGCUGGUCUACGUUCCAGUGAGAUGCUCUGCGCCUCCUCAGGACUCCAGAUCCACGAGCCCCCCCGGUCUGCCGCCUGUAGAGGAUGUGGAGUCUGAGUCUGACAACUCUUCAACACAAACCAAUGGAGUCAGCGGCGGCGAGCCGACGUGUGUUGUGUUCGAGAGCUGUCUCCGAGAGCUGUUCCAGAGGUGCCCGGUGUGCGAGCACCGCUGUGAGGUGCAGCGGUGCCAGCUGGGCACGUGCGUGUCCUUCGCCCAGCUCUGCAGCCGCUGUCAGUACAGCAGGAGGUGGCAGAGCGAACCGCUGCAGCACCGCGUCAGAAACCUGGAGAGCUCUGCAGAUCAGGUCGAAUCCUUCACACUGGUGCAUGAGCAGGAAGACAAGACAGCGGUGGCAGGCAGACUGCCAGGCUUGUACAGAUGCUCAGAUCCUCUGUCGGACGUCUCCGUCACUGAGCAAAACACUCCUCAGCACAUCGUGGACGAGGAUUCCAUCCUGCAGCUCAUGAAGAACUGCCCCAUCUGCAGGAAGAGCUGCCGCUGCACCAAACGCUCGCGCGGCCCGUACCUAGUCGUCCACCAGAGCUGCUACUUCUGCCACUACCGGCGGAAGUGGACCAGCCAGCCCGAAGCACAGCUCCUCAACGUGUACAACACCAACAAGACAAAGCGCCGCCGCAAGGAGAAGGCUCCGGCCGAGGUGCAUCUGAAGAUCUGAGGGCAUCGGCCCCUGCUCCGGCUUCGUUUUGACCCCUGAACUAGAGCGUUCACAUUGUCCUCGACUCUGCUAUGGACUUCUGAGUUUAAUAAGCACUUGUUUUUUCUCCUCUCCUAAACGUCCUGCUGAAUCUGUAAUUUCAGUCAGACAUUCUCAAUAAAUCCCUAUUCUGUUCAAGUGCCCAAAAAAGUGAGCAACACACUUGUUAUUCUAUAAAACAUAAUGCUGUCGGGUCCAAAACAGCAUAGUUUUAUAUCUCAGCUUUCUGCAAGGGCACAAGAAGUGUAUUACUUUGCUUCUUUAUUGUCCGUAUGUGUACAGGUGUCAGUUACAAAACUCACAGAGCAGCUGAUGUGGAAAAUAAAACAGAACCAUGAACACAUAUCCUGUAAUAAAUAC
Molecule: messenger RNA, 2282 nt
Organism: Salarias fasciatus (jewelled blenny)
Lineage: Eukaryota; Metazoa; Chordata; Actinopteri; Blenniiformes; Blenniidae
Exons: 8
Coding region: 753-1883 (376 amino acids)
Source: RefSeq, a predicted model, not a curated record